AUGAAAAAAUUGAUUAUAUCCUUGAGCAGCCUUUCUCCAGAGACAACCACUGAGGACUUAACUAAAGAAAAUGUGGCUACUUAUAACAAACGCAGUGAUAAUGAUAAUACUACAAUAUGUGUGAUGCUUGCAACAAUGUCACCUGAGUUGCUAAAGUAUCAUAAGUGUAUGGAUGCUUACACUAUGAUUUUUCAUCUCAAGGAAUUGUAUGACGAACACUCAUGUGUGAAAAGAUAUAAGAUUUUCAAGAAGCUACAACAAUGCAAAAUGGCAAAAGAAUCUUCAAUCAAUGUUUAUAUACUAAAGAUGAUUGGCUUUAUUGAGAAGUUAGCUCGAUUGCGUUCAAUGAUGGACCAAAAACCAAGUGUUAACUUGGUUCUACAAUCUCUACCAAAGAGCUAUUCACAAUUUAUCAUGAAUUUAAACAUGAAUAAGUUCGAGUGUGCACUCCUUGAGUUGUUGAACAUGCUUAAAACUGUUGAGCCCAACAUCAAAGAAAUACCAAAUGAAGUUCUAAGAAAACAUUCAACAAGGUUAAGUGCAAUAACAAGACCAUCAAAGCAAACAAGGACAAUAACAAGUCUGAUGUCUGCUCUACCAUUGUGGAAUGAAAAGUCAAUUGAAGAGGAAAUUAAAGGCUUACCUCUCCAGCUUGAAGGGAAAAAAGUCAUCUGA
This is a messenger RNA of Olea europaea var. sylvestris, 675 nucleotides long. RefSeq lists its product as uncharacterized. The transcript has 2 exons. The coding region runs from base 1 to 675 and encodes 224 amino acids. The record is from RefSeq and is a predicted model, not a curated record. NCBI's taxonomy places the organism in Eukaryota, Viridiplantae, Streptophyta, Magnoliopsida, Lamiales, Oleaceae.